Cyprinodon tularosa is the source of this 5043-nucleotide messenger RNA. It is a transcript of the gene stat6, whose product is annotated as signal transducer and activator of transcription 6, interleukin-4 induced. The transcript has 21 exons. The coding region runs from base 365 to 2545 and encodes 726 amino acids. The record is from RefSeq and is a predicted model, not a curated record. NCBI's taxonomy places the organism in Eukaryota, Metazoa, Chordata, Actinopteri, Cyprinodontiformes, Cyprinodontidae. Gene Ontology annotation, biological process: regulation of cell population proliferation; defense response; response to peptide hormone. Gene Ontology annotation, molecular function: RNA polymerase II cis-regulatory region sequence-specific DNA binding; DNA-binding transcription factor activity, RNA polymerase II-specific.
GGGCUGGAUGUUUGUUUUGGCAAAGCGUUCAUGAGAGGACUUGCUUUGAGUGUGAAGGCAGGAAAUAAAGCACGCAACCCUGCUUAAUGGCACAUUGUGCGCAACAGGGAAGUGAACCUUGGCUGUCUUUCUGCGCUCGGCGCUGAAUUUUAUCCGCCCUGCUCUCGAAGCUGACUUUCUCUUCGCCAGAAAUAAGGAAAAAAAACAAAAACAAACGACUUUUCUUCUUUUUGACUCCAAAGUAGACGUCAGGACUAUGGCCUGCCAGUCGGAGAACUUCUAAGCAAAAGGAAAAAGAAAAGGCGACGACCUUAAUAACUGUCCGUGUUUUGAAACCUAAACUUCACUCAAGAGCAGCUUAACCAUGGCCCAGUGGAUGGACAUGACUGUUCUGCUUACUCGCUUGGAUGAGGCUACAGUCAACAGCCUCUACCACCCAGAUGUCUUCCCACUUGAAGUUAGACAUUAUCUUGCUAACUGGAUUGAAGAGCAGAGAUGGGAUGAGUUUUCCCUAGGAAAUGCCCAUCAAGAAGAACCGGCAAAAGCUCGCAUGACCCAGCUCCUCCAUGUUUUGGCAAUGGUUUCUGACCAGAAUGUUACCAAUAUAGUGGAAAGGAUGAAGCUGACGCAUAUAAGCAAGUACUUGGUUUCUCGGCCACCUCUGGAGUUUGUUGUGAUGAUCAAAAAUGUUCUAGAGGAGGAGAAGGCUCUCCUCAAAAAGCACAACUUCAAACCGAGGGGUCUUCAACAUAAAUUAAAAAGUCAUGAAGAGGAUAUAAAGAAACUGAUGAGCGAUGUGGUUUUGGCCCAGUCAAUCAGAAAAAGAAAGCAUCAGCUCGAAGAAGAAUACAACUGGGAGAAGCAAAACUAUGAAACUUUGCAAGUCCAGUAUAAACAGAAUGGAUCAGGACUAAGUAGGGAAAUUAUGCAUCUCAAGCAAAAAUGCGAGCGCCUUAAGACAGAGCAUGUUCAGCAAACAACGGAUCUUUUAGACCUGCUGAGAAACUGUGUGGAAAAUCUGAAAACGAGUCAGGACGAUUUCAUCAGUAGGCUGAAUGCAUGGAAAGUGGAGCAGCACAAAUCUGUUAUAGGAUAUCCCUUUAAUGAUGACCUCUUUCCACUGCAGACCUGGUCUGAACAGCUGCUUGCAAUAAACAGUAACCUUUACCAGGAGGCAAUGCUGAUUAAUGAACCCAUCCAAGAAAUCAAAGAAGAGCUGAAGGCAUGUCUUAAGGAUCUGAUUGAAAGCUCUUUUGUUGUGGAAAAACAACCGCCUCAGGUCAUAAAAACACAGUCAAAAUUUUCAGCAACUGUGAGAUACCUGCUGGGGGAAAAACUAAUACCUGGGACACCUGUGACGGUCAGGGCACAGAUUAUUAAUGAAAACCAGGCUAAAAACUUGAGCCUUGCAUCUGGUGAAAAUGUUGGAGAACUUAUCAACAAUACAGCUGUCAUGGAUAAAAAUACAGCCUCCAGGACCACAAAUGCCACCUUCAGAAACAUGUCUAUUAAGAAAAUAAAGCGAGCAGACAGGAAGGGAGCUGAAUCUGUGACAGAGGAGAAGUUUGCCCUCAUGUUCACUGCAAACAUCGCAAUCACAAAUUAUGAAGUGCCUUUCAGGAUACAGAUAAUCUCUCAGCCUGUUGUCAUCAUUGUUCACGGGAGUCAGGACAACAACGCAGUAGCCACGAUCAUAUGGGACUGUGCAUUUGCUGAACCAGAGAGAUUACCCUUCGUUGUCCCUGACCGUGUACCUUGGAAGAUGAUGGUUGAAACUUUAAACUAUAAAUUCCGCUCAGAGGUCCAAACCAAUCACGAACUUGACCCUUUCAACCAGCACUUCUUAGCCCAGAAGAUUUUUGAUCAGCCUGAAUAUACAGAUGACUUCAGCAACAUGAUGGUUUCUUGGUGCCAGUUUAACAAAGAGGUUCUCACGGGUCGAAAUUUCACUUUUUGGCAGUGGUUUGAGGGAGCAAUGGAUCUGACUAAGAAACAUCUGGCGUCCUACUGGAGUGACGGGCUUAUCUUCGGCUUCAUUGGGAAGCAACAUAUACACCUGAUUCUCAAAGAGUGUCACAGUGGAACUUUCCUGCUUCGCUUCAGUGACUCUGAGAUCGGAGGCAUCACCAUCGCCUAUGUGACUUAUGAAAAUGGGAUGCCACUGUUCCAGAACAUUCAGCCUUUCACCAAGAGAGAUCUUGAGAUACGCAGCCUUGGUGACCGCAUUCGAGACAUAAAUGAGAUCACGUACCUUUAUCCUAACUUGCCAAAACAUGACGUUUUUCAAAAGUACUACUCAGGACGUCCAGCGCCAAACAUGUCUGGCUACAUUCCUGUGUCUCUGCAGACUAAAGUUGGAGAGGAACAUCCGCCGGGAGGAAUCUACCCAUUGGACGAUAAUUUGCCAGACUUGAGCCUGCCCAUGGAGGAAUUCAAUGCGGCUUUGGGGAACUUACAGAUUCCUGAUGAUGAUACUGUGGACGCUCCUGCCUUGCCAAAUGCAUCAGAUUCGAUGGAUUAUGAUUUUUUCUCCCUGAACUGUUAGAAAAAUCUCCUACUGGCUGAUUUUUGAGAUCAAGACAGAUUGCAAGUAAAGAGUGAAGACAACCUUAGCCUACAUAACUCAAAUGCUACAGUAUGAUCUGAGUGUAAAUAGAAACUCUUGUGAGUCUAAAUAUAUAUUUCUGUUUAAGAGUGGUAAAAUGUGAUAAUUGCCACCAAAGCUAAAGUUUGUGAUGGGAAUGGCCGCUAUACUCAAAUAAUCGCCAGUAAGUAUUUGUUCCACAUCGCACUGGUCUAAAGUUUCCAAUGAAAGUCUCCCAAAUCGUUAUUUGACUCAUUUUACCUAUGUAGUGCUUUCAUUCAUCUCUGUUUCAAAAUCUGAAACACUUAGAUUGAACAAUCCAGAAAUGGAUUCUACUUCUAUUGUCCAAAAUAACUUUGAAACCAUUUUAGAAAAAUAGGACAAUUAUAGUCAAACGAGAACUGUUCAAUAGUUGUUGCUAUCUUCCUUGUUGUGCUUUCUCCAGCAAACAAAGAUUGUAUGUAUGUUAAAUGAACCUAAAUUCAAGAUUGAUAUGACAUCCCUGCUUCGAUUUAAGUAUUUAUCUCUGCUACUAAUCUAAGGAACCUAAUAUUAUAAAUUCACUUUGAGUACUUUAAAGCAACAACCCAUCUGACUAAAAGGGCUUUUCAUGUCAUUUGUUUUUUAUUCUUAAUGGUGCAGUUAUUAUGUCGCUAUAUGGGGGCUGGGGGAUGUGUUCACACUUUAUUAUUUUCCUUCCUUUGCUUGUAUUAAGCUAAAUAAGAUAAUUGUACAGCAGCAAGCUCUGUAAGCCAUAAUCUACUGGAACCUAUCAGAUCUUAUUCUAUUCUUGUUAUCUUGUUUUGUGUUUAGUAAGGUAGGGUGUCAUUUAUUGGAUUGUAUUUUACAAUAGUAUAACCUGUAUUUACUACCUAAGUACUUACUACAGCAUGUUAAACAUUUUAAUACCAAAUAAUAGUACACAAUAUAGAUGCUGCAGCUGGGGUUUAGACCGAGUUAUUGUUCUUUGUUAAAGUGGGCUUUGGUAACACAACAAACAUUUGGCUUUUCCGUCGCUGCUUAAUGCAGUACUAUACCAUGUUGAUGGACACUCAUAACAGAUGGCAGAUGCGCUACAGGUUGUGGGUAAGGCUUUGGUUAUAACUGCGUUAAAAACUUUUAUUUGUUAUUAUAUUUAUAUGUCAAGCUCUAGCUGCUAGUAUUUUUCCAAAAAGCUUAAGUAAACACACACUGCUGUACAUGCAUACAGCUAUCUCAUAUUAUUAGUACACAGGAUGGAUCAUUGGCCCAUCACAAAGACACACAAAACUACAUCCACACAAUAGUUGUCUGGCCAACAACAGUGAUGACAACCUCAUGCUAUACAGAUUCUAGUGUGUACUGUUGUAAAUAGACUGCUGCAAAUGAAUGUCUCUCAAUAAGAAUCUGUGCUUUUAAACAUUUUAAUAGCAUUUAAGAUUAAAUUACAUUUUGCAAAAAUCCCAACGGUAUUUUAAGGGGUAGUGAUGACUUUUUUUAAAGAGUUUUUGUGACGAUAUGUAGAUAACUAUCUUACCCACAGUCUAAUGAAAUCUUAACGUUUCAGGCAAAACUUUAACUUGCUGUGUAUAUUUUUCUCUUUGUUCGUAGCAGAACUUUGCUCAGAGGGAACCAUUUUCACCUUCAGUUUUACAUCACAUGUUGCAAAUUUAAAUGUCCUUGUUACAGACUAAGACCCUCCAUGGUGGUCCUUUGUAAGCAGCCAGUUAAGUUAAACCUAACAACGGAUUAAAGUUGAAAGGGGAUCUUUGAGUCUGUAAUUAUUUUAACAAGACUGUAGACUCUGAUUAGAUUAUCUGGUAGUUUCAUCUUCUGGGAAAAACAAGUCUCUGUUUCUUAAGAGCAGUAAGAUAUAGAAUGGCCACAACUGCUUUACAAAAGCCUGCUUUGCUUUAAGAAGAAUGUUUUGUGAUGAAAGAAUUAAUUCUUUUUGGAAUUCCUGUUUUUAUUCCUUUGAAUUAAAAACCUUAUUAAAAAGCACUUUUUGGAUUAAGUUGAAAAGGUUCAGUUUUUCUUAAGCCAUCACUUUCAUAUUUUUUGCAUGUAAAUUGUUCAAUGUUCCUUGUCAUGUGUCUGUUUCAUACUUUAAGGAGUUUGUAGGUUUUGGUAGACCUCUCUUGAUUAUUGUGAUGCCAUACACAUAAGAUUUCAAUUUCUGUAAAACUGAAACUCCCAAAAUAAUUGAGUGGAUUUAUUUGCAAAUACUAUUCAGCUGUUAGUUUCAUUAUUUCAAAACACUUCAUUUUCUUGACAAGCAGCAGAUAGAUAAUUUGAAAAAAUCGCAUUUAAGGUUUGUUUAUACACAUUGGGGCCAGAAAUGUGAAAUAUUACAUGUACUCACUGUUCCAUAUGUCUGUCCAGAUUUUGCUAUAUACAAAUGUCCUUUCUGUAUUUGAUUGUAUACACUCCAAAUAAACCCAAAAAAGAACAAAAACAAAAAGAAAGAAAUUGCAAACUGA